UCGGCUCCUGGUCCCCCGGCUCCGCCCCCAGCACCCGGAGCCAGGACCCCGGAAGUGCGCGUUGGCGGCUCGGGCGAAGAAAAUCCCGAGGGAGCAGCUCUGUACUUUGUCUGUGGUGUGUGUAUUGGACUGGUCCUCACCCUAGCUGCCUUGGUGAUGAGGAUCUCUUGCCACACAGACUGCUGUCAGCAUUCCCAGGAGUUUCUGAAGGACCAAGAAAGCAGCAGCGACAGUGAGGAUGGCAGCCUGGAUGCAGCAUCUGACAUCUCGGUCAGGAGACAUCGGCGCUUUGAAAGGACUUUGAACAAGAAUGUCUUCACCUCAGUGGAGGAGCUGGAGCGAGCCCAGCGGCUGGAGGAGCGGGAACGUAUCAUCAGGGAGAUUUGGAUGAAUGGCCAGCCUGAGGUUCCUGGCACCAGGAGCCUGAACCGCUACUACUAGGGGCAGGAGCAGGAACCCAUACCCCACUGUUUAGCUGCCUGGGAGAGAAAGGGCCCUGCAGAGAUGGUGGGCACUAAGAGCUGAAUACAGUUCUGCUAAUGUUAUGGUGGCAGAGAUAGGCAGGACGCUGCCAUUUUCGAGACAGUAUGACACAUUUGUCCCUUUUGGCUACAUGGAGAAGUAGAAAAACCAAGUCGUUUCAUCAACCUUUCUAGAUCUUGGAAUGGUGCUGAAAACCCUCUCCAGCAAUGUGGAUGGAGAUUAGAGGAAUGGCACUUGUGGUUUCUCUUGAUUUCUGAGGAUCUCAGAAGUUUCUGCAGACUUCCUUGCUAUGUUUUAUUUCUAUAGAAAAGGAAAUAAUAUUAUAGCAAGAGGGCUAGGAAGAGCAGGGUUACCUUAACUUAGUAAAUGCCACUUAAAUGACUGUUUGCCAUGGAGGUGAUUUUAAUCCAGAUAGCAUUAUCUAUGCUUAUUAUUUAAGGCCUAUUUUCAAAUCAUGUAUUGUAAUUGCAACCUCUUCCAUUUAAACUGGCACCUCAGGGAUUAAAAUCCUGUUUUUUAUUACAGUUACCACUUUACUCAUGAAAAUGACUAAUGUAUUAUAGGAGAUGUGUCAGUGAACUAGAAAAAUGUCAAUAACCUCAAAGGAUGAAGGGUUUUAUUUUAAAUAGCUUCUAAGGAAUAUAUUAAUGUAUAUUUAAUGCUGUAUGCAUUUGAAAAUGCAGCAGCAGAACAAAAGCUGUGUCUCCCCUGUUUUGGAGAAAAGAAAAUGUUGUGACUCUAGAUAAUUAAACAUUUUGUUAAAACAGUAAAAACCAUGUUUGGAUUUAUAGUAAGAGAAUGGGAAUGGGAGGUGAGGAAUAAAGCCCAAAUUAGGGCUUUAUUAGGUUGGGAUAAAAAAUAAAAGUUACAUAAAAUC
Messenger RNA from Capra hircus (goat), 1360 nucleotides. It is a transcript of the gene EVA1A, whose product is annotated as eva-1 homolog A, regulator of programmed cell death. The transcript is spliced from 2 exons. The annotation marks the transcript as partial. The record is from RefSeq and is a predicted model, not a curated record. NCBI's taxonomy places the organism in Eukaryota, Metazoa, Chordata, Mammalia, Artiodactyla, Bovidae.